Prorocentrum cordatum is the source of this 1246-nucleotide messenger RNA. NCBI's taxonomy places the organism in Eukaryota, Dinophyceae, Prorocentrales, Prorocentraceae. The record is from the annotation of a GenBank genome assembly.
CCUUCUUCUCACGCCGUUGCCCUGGGAUUCAUUUCUUCUCUCGCGUCGCUAGUCGUCGCUUCCGUCCUUCCCCCUCCUUCCCCUCGGGAUCGCCUGCACACUCUAUUUCAGACCUAUCGGCGCCCCAACAGCAGGAGGCGCGCUGCCUAGAGGUGGCCACGGUUGCGAAGGGUUCCAACUCAACCGCGCCACCCCUCGAGAAAAAAACCGACGGCCCUCACCGUGGAGGCCGCCUCUGGCGAACCGCCCGCCGCGCGGUUGAAACAGUGCCGCGCGCCGCGCCCCAACCGGCGGGCGGCCGAGGCCGCCGGGCGCCCUUGAAGAAAGCGUCUUCGACGAGGCGGGGCGGAAGGCACUCCGGGGGAGGGCGCGUGGGCUGGCGCUGGAGGUGUCUUCGUGGUUGCUCUGACCAAGCGGGCCCCGCAAGAACGGAGGCCGCCCACGCUGGAGUGCCAGCGGGAAUAGAAUUGGUCUCCGUGACAACAGGCGCGCGAGUGUUCUGCACCGCUCAUCAUGGACGAAAAGGGCGCAACGAGGAGGGGAAGCCAGGCGAAAAUAGGCGCUGGCGCGGUGGACGUGUACCACUCGGCGCACAACACAACACCAUUCAAGACGCUUCCUCCCCAACCUUGACUGCACCUCCUCUCUCCAUGGAGCUAUAACCCCGAUAGGGUCUUACAAAGACAGCGGGCCACAUGGACAGCAGCAGCACCAGCAGGGAGAGGGAAGCAGGCGACAGGGAGGAAAGAGGAAGAGUCAAGAGCAGCAGGGAGAGAGGCAGGAAAGCGAGCGAGAGAGGAAGCAGCAGAGCAGAAAGGGAGGAGAGCACGGCAAGCGGCGCGCAGCAGGAGGGGGGCCGGAGACCAGGGAACGACGGGAAAUUGUAUAAUCAGGCGCGGUUCACCUGCCCCGCAAGAGAGCACAACGGCAUCCUGAGGCGGCCCCAGCCAAAAAGGUGUGGGCAGAUCCCACAAAUCCGUACGGAGCUCGGGGAGACAAUACUUCAUGCAACUUGAAAGCUCUGCUUUCAGUGCACUACAGAGGAGAACAUGACGGCUGCCUGUGACACACUAUGGAAAAAUCCAUGCAGGCCCGUUGGAGAGCAUGUGCGAGCCCGCAGGCAUUCGAUGCGGCCUGGAAAUUGAACGGAAGAAGAAAAAACGCAUUCAAGCCAACGUAUGACCGUGCCAACACGCGCUGCUCGAGAGCCACCUCCGCCCGCGGAGGCCGCAGGCCCCCCCUUCCC